Messenger RNA from Triticum turgidum subsp. durum (durum wheat), 1155 nucleotides. NCBI's taxonomy places the organism in Eukaryota, Viridiplantae, Streptophyta, Magnoliopsida, Poales, Poaceae. The record is from the annotation of a GenBank genome assembly.
AUGGCGGCGGCCGCGCUCACCUCCUCGCGGCGAGCCCUCCACACCAUCCACCGCCACCUCCUCCUCCGCUCCACCCCCACCCCCUUCCCCUCCGCCCGCGCCCCUCCCACCCCCAUCCCCCGCCACUUCCCCGCCCCUCCCGCCCCCUCCCCCUCCCCCUUCUUCACCACCGCGCGGCCCGAGGCGAGGCCGCCGCGGCCCGGCCUUCCGGCCCUGCCGCAGCAGCACAAGGCGACGCAGCGGCUCGUGGGCGGGGUCAGGCAGUUCGCGAGCGGCGGCGGGGGGGCGAAGCUCGCGCCGCUCGGGCAGGGGGUGAAGGGGCUGGGGCGGCCGGUGGAGGUGGCCAAGAACGCCGCGGCGCGGUACCGGGAGGCCGUGGGGCUGCAGGUCGAGGCCUUCUGGCGGCGCAACUACCUGCUGCUCGUCGGCGCCGGCGGCGUCAUCGUCUGCAUCGCGCUCUGGCGGGUCAUGUUCGGCAUCGCCAGCACCUUCGUCGGCCUCUCCGAGGGCAUGGCCAAGUACGGCUUCCUCGCGCUCGCCACCGCCAUGGUUGCCUUCGCUGGCAUGUACGCACGUGCAAGGUUCACCAUAAAUCCUGACAAGGUUUACAGGAUUGCAAUGACAAAGCUCAAUACAUCUGCUGCAAUCCUUGAAGUGAUGGGUGCGCCCUUAGCUGGCACUGAUGUCAGAGCAUAUGUUAUGUCUGGUGGAGGCCCUAAACUAAAGGACUUCAAAUUUAGGGUUGGUGGCAAACGGUGCUUUCUUAUCUUCCCCAUCAAAGGAUCAGAAAGAAAGGGUCUUGUAAGUGUUGAGGUCAAGAAGAAAAAAGGACAGUAUGACAUGAAGCUGCUUGCUGUUGACAUACCGAUGGCGACAGGCCCUGACCAGCGGCUAUUCCUUGUCGGCGACGAGCAGGAGUACAAGGUUGGUGGAGGUUUGAUAUCCGAGCUGCGGGAUCCUAUAGUGAAGGCUAUGGCUGCAGAAAAGGAGUUUGAUUAUCUUGAUGAAAGAGAGGACGCGGAGGAUGAGCGCAGGGAGCGAGAGGAGGCCGAGGAAGAGGCGGCCGAAGCGUUGAGGCGAGAGGAGGACAGAUUACGCGAGGAGGCGAAAGAGAGGCAGCGGCGAGAAGCUGAGAAUCUUGAGAAAGGCAGCUGA